Molecule: messenger RNA, 3003 nt
Organism: Electrophorus electricus (electric eel)
Lineage: Eukaryota; Metazoa; Chordata; Actinopteri; Gymnotiformes; Gymnotidae
Gene: znf395b
Product: zinc finger protein 395b
Biological process (GO): regulation of transcription by RNA polymerase II
Cellular component (GO): nucleus
Molecular function (GO): RNA polymerase II cis-regulatory region sequence-specific DNA binding; DNA-binding transcription factor activity
Source: RefSeq, a predicted model, not a curated record
AGGCGUCGCAGCCAAAGCACGGCUGUGGAUCCCGGCAUGCUGUCAACCUAAUGCAACUACGCAAACACUUUAAAGCCCAUUUGGAAGGCUAUAGGCAUUUGAAUAAAACUAAUGUUUUUUGUUUUCCGAUUUUUUAUUAAACUCAAUCUGGAAUAUAGGAACUGAAAUGGCAAUCGGCUCCGAAAAUCCGUUCGGCUCUUUCGUUAUGUCCGCGAUUCCGCUCUCCUGAGGCUGGCGGUGAGGGGGUGUGUUGCCCUAAAAACAGCAAUAUGCGAGUGGCUAGUUGUUGUUUUUUCUAACACAGAGGCCGAUUUUUAAGGAUUUGAUACAUCUGAAGCUCCCAUUAAUCUGCAGAGUGCCCGAACCCACCCGCCCGGUCCGGAGGGAAGGACGCGGCCAUGGCAGCUCCGGGAACCAUGCAGCUCAGAAAACAGGGAGGCUUGGUCUACAUGCAGUGCUGUGCCCAGGAGGACGUGGGCGUACAGAAGCCCCGCCAGGGCUCCGUCUUCCACUCAUCGUGUGGUCCAAGGGAGGCGUGGCCUGCUGAUGCCAUCGUCAAGCAGUCAAACCCUCGCACUUUUCCACAGUCUUCCAAUGUGCACCUGCCCUACGGAUACAGGAGUCCCGAGUCAGUGGAGAUGGAUGAGAUCAUGGCCGCAAUGGUCCUCACCAGUCUGUCCUGCAGUCCUGCGUUCCAGAGCCCCCCUCAGAGAGACCCCCUGCCAGACAUGGAGUGUGGUGGAGGAGAGCUCUCGGACAGCAGCAGCAGCGGCUACUGGAGCUGGGACCGCAGCAGUGUGAGCCCCGCCCCCUCGCCGUCCGUCACCGAGACGGACAGUGGCAUGGGCCAACCCGUGGAUGACAUUUUGCAUAUGGAACUGGAGCCACGGGCGUGUGAAGAGCCUGAGAUUAGGAGGUGUAAGAGCUUGAGCAGGGCGGCAUAUCGGUGUUUGUGGCCAGGCUGUGGCAAAGUGCUGACGUCACGGAUCGGCAUGAAACACCACAUCGGCGUCUUCCACCUUCGCAGUGGCACAGAACAGUCCCACAGAGAGGAAGACUUCUAUUACACCGAAGUCUCUUCAGAAGAGGAGGAGCCAGCGCCUCCUUCUCCCGCACCCUCGUUCCCCAUUGGUCACUGGUCCCCCUGCAACUCAACCCACAGCCAGUCCACUCAUGGGCCUGGAGAAGCCCCGCCCACAUCCAGAGCUCUCAGCUGCUCUGCCCCCAGCAGCGUGUGGCAGAUUCACACUGAACAUCUCUAUCAGGCCUGCGCACCCAUUGAGGUGGUCGUGUCCCCUGACUCCCCGCCCUCGUGUGACUGGAUGCCCCCUGGUGGCCACGCCCUGCAACCUCAGAUCGCCAUGUCCCGCAGCCGUUCGGUCAGCGUGGGGGAGCAGUGGUUGCAGCGCAACAGCGCCCCCACCAGGUCACAGACCAUAAGUGCGUCACCAUCCAGAGGCCACUGCUCAUUCCGGAAGGGCCGAGGCGAGGCCAAAAAGUGCCGUAAGGUGUAUGGCGUGGAGCGCAGAGGUCAGUGGUGCACGGCCUGCCGCUGGAAGAAAGCCUGUCAGCGCUUCCCUGACUAGAUAAAACACCACAAAAUGACUUGAGGAAGCCAGAGAGAAUUUUCCUCUCUCCCUCUCUCUCCUUCUCUCUCUUUCUCUCUCUCUCUCUCUCCUUCCCUCUCUCCCUCUCCCUCUCUCUCUCUCUCCCUCCCUCUCUCCCUCCCUCUAUCUUCCCUAUCCUCUGACUAUUUCUGGCACUGGAGAGGAUUGUGAGAAACGUUCCUUCCUUUUCACUUUUGUACCUGUUUUUUGCUUUUCCUAGGAAAACCUUUUUUGUUAUCUUUCCCUUCAAAGUGAGCGCCGGUGUAAGCUGUUGAGACCUGACGAGACUCUGUGACAUGGUAGUGUCCUGACGAGACUGUGUGACAUGGUAGGGUCCUAAAGACGCUGUGUGACCUGGUAGUGUCCUGAAGACGCUGUGUGACCUAGUAGUGUCAUUACGACGCUGUGUGACGCGGUAGGAUCCUGAUGAAUCUGUGUGACAUGGUAGUGUCCUGAUGAGGCUGUGUGACAUGGUAGUGUCCUGGUGAGGCUGUGUGACAUGGUAGUGUCCUGACGAGACUGUUUGACGUGGUAGUGUCCUGAUGAAUCUGUGUGACAUGGUAGUGUCCUGACGAGACUGUUUGACGUGGUAGUGUCCUGACGAGACUGUUUGACGUGGUUGUGUACUGAUGAAUCUGUGACGUGGUAGUGUCCUGACGAGACUGUGUGACAUGGUAGUGUCCUGACGAGACUGUUUGACGUGGUAGUGUCCUGAUGAAACUGUGUGAUGUGGUAGGGUCCUGACGAGACUGUUUGACAUGGUAGUGUCCUGACCCCACACAUUUCCUUUUUCCUUUGAUAAGACAAAAUAAGUGUCACCCCAUAAUGGGAUUAUUUUCACUGGGUCCUGAGACCCCAGAGAAUAUCGACGUGAUUGUUGAGUUUGGUACAUGGUGAACAUCUGAAUAUUUGUAUUGGUUUUCUAUUGCUGUUUUCUCAGUCUGAAAGGUGUACUAGCGUGAUGUCAUUUUAUGUGUAUUUACUCAGAUUUACGAGUUCAGUCAAAUUUAGUUGUUUUUUUUUUUGUUUUUUUUUUACGUGUUUAUGCGCUUCCUAAUCAAACCGAACUGCCAGAUAUAAAGCUAUAUUGUUGCUGAAUGGCGUGUGCAACUAGUGUCAGACGUCUCAAGGUUCAGAGAAUGAUGUAUGACAGAGACUAAGUGCAGCUAUAACCUAUGAUUGCAUACCAAAGUGCUAUUGCCAUGGUGAUUCAAAGGGUGUUUGUUCUGAGGUUACCCUGACACCAAGUUGGGCUCGGUCCUUUCCUCAGUCCCUGGUCAUCCUUAACAGUAUCAAGACCUCAUUCUUGUAAUGGGUCAAUCUCCUGAAAUCAUUCAAAUGAAAUCUGAAGUUGUAGUAUUGUUGAUUGCAAAAAGAGGAUACUGCUGAGCAUAAU